Messenger RNA from Drosophila eugracilis, 2213 nucleotides. Its product is annotated as thiamine transporter 1. The coding region runs from base 602 to 1936 and encodes 444 amino acids. The transcript has 5 exons. The record is from RefSeq and is a predicted model, not a curated record. Gene Ontology annotation, molecular function: vitamin transmembrane transporter activity. Lineage: Eukaryota; Metazoa; Arthropoda; Insecta; Diptera; Drosophilidae. Gene Ontology annotation, biological process: transmembrane transport; vitamin transport. Gene Ontology annotation, cellular component: plasma membrane.
CAUUGCGUUGUUUUCGUUUUGCGAACAGAUGCUGCGUCGCAGUUGUUGUUGCCGUGACGUAACGGCCGGCAACGCAAAAACAUGAAAUCGAAUUUAUUUAUGGCUCGAUUUUAUGAUUUUAAUUGUCGCGGCCAUAUAAGGUAGAAUAAAUGUUUAUGAAACUAAAAGUGUUGUGCUGGCGACAAAUCGAUAACAGCGAAUGGAUUGGAAAAGCGAUCAUUCGGUUUUAAGUGCUCAACACGUGUGUAGGGUGUCUGGAGAACUUUCUAACUGACCCACCUGUGACUUUCAAAAUAAAAACACAAGGUGUCAUAGCCCGCAUUAUAAAUUCGCAAUUAUCUAACAGCGAUUUCUGUGUAAAUAUAACAAGGCUGGCACUUCGAAGUGAUAAUUUGGGAUACGCGUAGUCCAAAGAUUAGAUUGAGCCCACGACAACGGCAACGACCAUGGCCUGAUACACCAGAUUGCCCGUGAUUCUAGACAAUAUAUUGAGCUCCACCUGUCCAGAUGCAGAAACCCAGCUAACCGCACUUGAUUUCAACGUUCUACGUAAGAGCGUUACGUUAGGCAUUACGUCAGUGGCCGUUAUACAAUUACGAAGAUGAAGGAAUGGUUGAAGAUUUCCUGUCUCCUUUGCGUCUUCGGCUUUAUCCGUGAGAUCCGUCCGUCUGAACCUUACGUCACGGAGUAUCUGCUGGGUCCAUGGCGAAAUAUUUCGUAUGAGCAGCUAACGCAAGAGGUUUAUCCAGUUGGAACAUAUUCCUAUCUGGUGCAGUUGGUCUUUGUUUUCCUUAUAACAGAUUUUUUGAGGUACAAACCCCUGAUCAUUACUAUUGGAGCAACUGGUGUGAUAAUAUGGAGCAUGCUCAUUUGGACGACCAGUCUGGUGUCGCUGCAGAUCCUAGAGUUCUUCUACGGCACUUAUAUGGCCGCCGAAGUGGCCUACUAUACCUACAUCUAUGCCAAAGUGGACAAGAAGUACUACCCCAGAGUAACCUCACACACCCGAGCAGCCAUGUUUGCAGGCAAACUGGUUUCCGGGAUCACUUCUCAACUCAUGCUCUAUCUGGAGCUGAUGAAUUAUAAAGAGCUUAACUAUAUAACGCUGGGCACUCAAAUAAUAGCCAUGCUUUGGGCCUUCGGCUUGCCUCGCGUGGACAGAAGCCUUUACUUUCAUCGUCAGCAGUUACCCGUAGCGGAUUCGCAUACCCAAUUACCCGGCGAAGGCAACCUGGAGGUGGAGGAACAGCAGCCAGAGCGUAAUGCAAGACAACCAGGGGCAGUGGGUCUUCUGUGGCUUCACUUCCGAAACGCAUACACCAAUCCACGAGUAGUUCAAUGGAGUCUGUGGUAUGCCAUUGGACUGGCUGGUUACCUGCAGGUCAUUUCCUACGUACAGGUUCUGUGGAAAGUGAUCGAACCAAAACCGCUUAUAGCCUGGAACGGAGCAGUGGACGCAGUAUUGACAGCACUGGCUGCUUUGAGUGCUUUGGGCGCUGGAUACUUGCAUACUGGUCGUCUUAAACCGCGAACAUCUCUCCUAAUCCUGGCCUUUUUGUCCGCCGUGGAGGGAGGUUGUGUUCUUAUCUGCUGCUGGACAAAAGAUAUCUACUGGUCCUAUGCUGGAUUCGUACUCUUCGGUGCCCUUUACGGCUUCACCAUCACGGUGGCCAGUGCUGAGGUGGCCCGAAAUCUGCAGGAGGAAAGCUUCGGAUUGGUCUUUGGUGUGAAUACAUUUGUGGCCCUCCUUUUCCAGUCGCUCUUAACCAUGAUGUUUGUCACCAAAACGGGCUUUGAGCUUGAUCCCGUGGGACAGUACACGGCAUAUGCAUUCUACUUUAUUGGCGUCGGUGUGCUGUACCUUAUAUCCGUGCUGGUUGAGUGCAUGGCGUUCCGCGGCACCAACAGCGAGAAGCUGGAAAAUUCUCUGGAUUGAUUCCCGAAGCAUUUACAAUGUACUUAAAGUCGCCGGUUGCCAAGCACAACUGUUACUUAAGAAGGACAUGUUCCUAUGGAUGAAAUACUAUUUGAUGGUAUUCUUGCGAUUGUAUUCCCGGAAUAGUUAAGCCAUCGAUUAAACUGCAAUCUUCUGCGGUGUUAUUAUUAUUUAGGGCAGAUUUCCAAUUAUAGAGCGCACAAUCAGUCUCAAGUGGUACGAAAUAAAGAUACCUAGUUUUGAUAGAAUCACUCCUUCACUAAUAGACGAUUACCAA